Molecule: messenger RNA, 1205 nt
Organism: Salmo salar (Atlantic salmon)
Lineage: Eukaryota; Metazoa; Chordata; Actinopteri; Salmoniformes; Salmonidae
Source: RefSeq, a predicted model, not a curated record
GUAUGAAGUACCAUCUCUUGCCUCACCGGCGCCCCCUGCUGCAGAGCCCCAGAACCAGACCUCGUAAAUCUACUGUAGGAGCCAUGUUCGCUGUUGGGGGUAUGGACGCUACCAAAGGAGCCACCAGUAUAGAGCAGUACUGCCUGCGUCGGGAUGCGUGGAGCCAGGUGGCGGUGAUGAGCGGGCGUAGACUCCAGUUCGGGGUGUGUGUGUUGGACCGCCGCCUGUACGUGGUCGGUGGUCGGGACGGACUCAAGACCCUCAACGCCGUGGAAUGUUACGACCCGGACGGUAACAGCUGGAGCGUCAUGACGCCCAUGUCCACCCACAGACACGGGCUGGGUGUGACAGUACUUGAGGGUCCAAUGUAUGCAGUAGGAGGGCAUGAUGGGUGGAGCUACCUCAGUACUGUAGAGAGGUGGGAUCCUCAGGCUCGUCAGUGGAGCUUCAUCGCCAGUAUGGCAACACCUCGAUCUACUGUCGGAGUAGCUGUACUCAGCGGAAAGUUGUAUGCAGUAGGGGGUCGUGAUGGAAGCUCCUGUCUGCGCUCAGUUGAGUGUUUUGACCCCCACACCAACAGGUGGAGCUGCCGCGCUCCGAUGGCGAAGCGUCGCGGCGGGGUGGGCGUGGCUACCUGGAACGGUUUCCUGUACGCUAUCGGAGGACAUGACGCUCCCGUCUCCAGCCUGGAGUCACGACUCAGCGACUGUGUGGAGAGGUACGACCCCCAGACGGAUGCGUGGACGGCGGUAGCCCCCAUGAGUAUCAGUCGUGACGCUGUCGGUGUGUGUCUCCAUGGAGACCGUCUCUAUGCGGUCGGCGGUUACGAUGGAACGGUGUACCUGAACACGGUGGAGGCCUACGAUCCUCAGAACAACGAGUGGAGACAGGUGGCUCCACUGUGUCUGGGCCGGGCUGGGGCCUGUGUGGUGGCUGUCAAACUGUGAACACACACACACCUGAACACUCUUUGGACCCUCCCCAUUCUUCCUUGUCUCCAGGGUUACCUCCAAUGGGAUGACGUUUAACGCCAACAUUCCACUAAAACCAGGAAGACAGACAUUAUAGACAUUGAGUUGGAGAGGAGAUUACUGACUACAGAUUGAAGAGCUCUCUCUCUCUCUCUCUCUCUCUCUCUCUCUCUCUCUGUCUCUCUCUCUCUCUGUCUCUCUCUCUCUGUCUCUCUCUCUGUCUCUCUGUCUCUC